GCAUGGAUAUUCUGAAAAUGUGCAUUGUAAGGGAGGUUUGGAGACCGAAUUUGGGAAACACUGCUCCAGUUCUUGAGACAAACACCCUGGUGCUGUAUGCAGUGUUGUUGAUCGCUGCACAGCCUCCACCUCCAGGCCCAAAUCCCAGCGUGCUACAAUCGUAUCUCUAUUUGAUCCAGCAAGAUACAAGUUCUACAGCUUUGUUGGGAAACAGCAGGACCGGUCUGUCCACUUUGAGUAUGGUUUGCCUCGUUCCUGCUGCAGGGAUGAAGGAACUUAAACCUGUUCAACGAGUUUGUCAAAAAGAAAGAAAGGAAAAAAAAAGACAAAUUUAUUUUAUAUGUGUGCUUGGUAGGUGUGCGGUCGGACUGCUGGUUGUUUCAAGAUAGUCCCAAUUUUAAGUGGUCACCGAGGCUGGGGGUUCAGGAGCUGUCUCUCAAGAGCAUGGCAACAUCUAGAUGGUUAUAGCCUAGAAUCUGUGAGCAAGAAGUGUGGCUUUUCCAGGCAGCAAUAUGGCCAAUGACAGCUUUAGCGAAGCUCUGCACAGACUAAAGGAGAUCCAUGACAAAGAUGUGUUAGGAAUGCAGGUAAAACUUACAGACCUGACAAUGGAGAAAUGCCGGGACUCACAAAGGAUCGAGGAGCUGUUUUCUAAGAAUCAUUUACUGCGGGAACAGCACAAAGUACUGAACGAAAAUAUUAAAGUGCUUGAGAACAGGCUGAGAGCCGGCCUGUGUGACAGGUGCACAGUGACACAAGAACUGGCAAAGAAGAAGCAACAGGAAUAUGAGAACCGUCAUUUUCACAAUCUGCAGCAAAUCUCUGCUCUCACCAAUGAAAUAAAUUUGUUGAAGGAAGAAAACAAGUCUCUCCUUGAGGAGCUGAAGAAAAUCAAAUGCUUGGAUGAGAGGAACAGAUCCAGAAGUAACACACCUGAAAAUAAGUCCACUACAGAUGGACAGCACCCUGUAAUCUCUCCUGCAAAUCAGAAAAACAGCACAGAAAAACCAAGCAAACAUGGGGAGACCCCAGAAAAUGUGUCCAUUCAUCAGAUGUCAGAAGAAACGUAUGCAGCUGUGUUAAGACUGUCUCCAGCAGUGAAGCAUUUGCAGACGAUCGGUAAUGAAGCUCACCAGGUUGACAUGAACAUGCAGAAAGUGCUACUAAAUACACAUAGUCAGCAAAGAAUCUCCAACCAGCUUCAUGGAACUAUCGCUGUUAUGAGACCAGGAGCCAAAAGUGGACAAACCGCAACAUCAUCGUCCCUUCACAUGCAUAACUCAAACAAUGAAUCACAUUCUAAAGAGAGAUAUGUGGAAUCUUGUGAGGUCCCUUCCCCUCUUGAUUCUUUGAAGCAUGUCAUCCCAGAGGAACAUCUCAGCCUUCUGAGACAACACCUUGCCCAAAAGCGCCUUGCACAACGUGGUCCAGGAGCACCAAGUGAUGGGCCUGCACGUUAUUUAUUAGCUAAAAAUCGCGAUGCUGUGUUAGAAAUGAAACGUUCUGAAGACGAAUGGGAGGAAAAGGCAGCGAUGGCAGAGCUCCAGAGUGCUGUAUUAUAUGUGAGGGAGCAAGGUUACAAAAACAGAAUAAAUCAGACCAAGCAAAGAGAAAAGCUUCAUUACAUUUUAACCAAGCGGAAUCAAGUACCUAGAACACCAAAUUCACCAACGAGUGUCUCAAAAUGUCUUCUAAGGGAAAACCAUGAAGAAAGGGAACUGUCACUCAUACAGGCUUUGCAUGCAGGUUGGAAGAACAGUAAGCGGUUAAGUAAUCAGGAAGAAGAGGAAGACUGGGAAGAGAAAGAACCAGAGAGGAGAGAACAUGUGGAGGUAGACACUCCAGAUAAGCCACUUGACUUAUCCGACACCAGAAAAGCGCAGCACAGCAACAGGAAUGAUCUUAAGAGAGAACAGAAGCAUAUCUAUGAAGCACAAAAUGCAAGCCCAAUGUCCAGAGAUAAUACCUCCCCUCCCAUCAGGGCAUCAAGCUCUGACCAGAUACAUGAAAAUAUGGUGGAAGACAUGAUAUUGGUGACUAAAAGUGAACAAGAGCAGAAUACAGAUGAAGAAGUACAAGAUGAAGUGAUUGAUUUCAAUUCUGGCUCAGACAUGGAAAGACAUUUAAGUACCACUAAUAUAUCAACAAAAGGACACAAGAGGUGUUUGGAAUUGGAAACAGAUGAAGAGGAAGAACAAGUGAGAGUUUCUCUGCACCACAGCAUGGAUGAAGAAUUGGACACAUCGGGGAGUGAGAAAGAAAUGGAACUAUCACAGCAAACUCAGCCAGACAUUUCCAGAGCCAGUUAUACAAAUGAAAGAAAUCCAGUCAAAGGCCAGUGGAAAAAGAAAUCAUCUCAAGCCUCUAAGAAAUGGCUGAGGAAAAAGAAAAGCCAAGAGUUGCCAGCAGAGAGCGACACCUCCCAAGAAGACAAUGUUAUAAGCAAAGACAUCGCAUAAAGAGACUGGAAUGAGUGACAAGAGAGUGGUUAGAUUAAUAUUAUAGGAUAUACUGUAUAUAUAUAAAUUCUAAUAAAGUGAGCGUCACAGAGUAAAACAGCACUUGGCCCAUUGGAAUAAUCUGUUACGCUGGCAUAGACUAUGCCACCCCAUAUUACACAGAGCUCAGUAGUUAUGUUUCUUGGAUUAACAAGGCUGAAAUCCUUUGCACAGUGGAGCACGUAGAGAUUAAAUACAGUACCUUUUCAUAUCUUAUUUAUUUGUUAAAUUGUUAGGCAAUUUUAAUGUUGAUAUAGAGUUUAAAUAUGCACAGAUAAAUGAUUUCCUAUACAAUACAACCCACCCGUGGAAGCCUUCAGAACAGGGUCGGACUGGCCCACGGGGUGCAGGGAAAACCCCAGGGGGCCCCACUGCCUGGGGUCCCUCCUCCUCCUCUGGAAUCUUUCAGAUUAUACACUUGAAUUUUACAUUAUGCAUAUGUUAACUUUUACUGCAUAGGACUAUGUGUAUUUUCUAUAGUGCAUUGCUGUUAUUAAUCUGGUACAUUAGCAUGCAUGCGCUAGCAGUACAGUAUUUAUUAUAUAUAUUAUUUAUCAAGGAGCCCAGACCCCACACCAAAGGUUAGCCAAGCCUAUAAUAAUGGGCCCCUACUACUGCAAUUCCCCUGGAGGGCCCUUCAUGCUCCAGUCCGUCACUGCUUCACAAGGACAAAAAGAGACCAUCCACCCACCCGCCCUCAAGGUCACAAUCUGUGCCAUCACUAUGAGGUGUACAGAACUGUCUCCCCGGCCACCUGUACAUACCUGUAAAAACUGCCAGUUUUCCCAGGGCAGUCUUGAUCUCUGGUCAGCAAAUGGCACAUGGUUUGCAUUAAAUGGGUAGAGUUUGGAUGUAUCUGGGUAGAGUUUUGGAAAGAUCUAUGUAUGGCCUGGGUUGAUGAAGGUUAGAACUAUUUUGUACAGAAUUUCCAAUCAGUAAUCUAUAUAGACAUGCCAAUUCUUCACUAGGUGUAGUUAGAAUCCUCCAUCAUUGCAAUAGACACGAGAAAGUGCUUAUGAUUUUCUUGGCUCAGUAACUCCUCCCUAAUCCGGAUCAUGCAGGGCUCAUUCUGCACAUGCCCAGAACGGGUCUUGCACAUGCGCAGUUCCCUUGCCAUCGGGUUAGACUUUAAGCCAUCAGGCCCCUAGCUAUAUACACAAAGCCCUUUAUUACUGUCAUAAGGGUCAGGCUAUAAAUAAGAUAUUGCAGAGGAGGUAAUUUACGUUGGGCAACAACAUGCCAGUGUCCAUAUACUGCCACCCAUUUAAAGCCUAGAGGCCUAAUUUUAUUACACAUUAUCUCCACACACAGAUGUGCCGAAUCAAGCACACUGGCAUAUAUUUUGGCCACUCUUGGUUUUAGGCAACAAAAUGGCUGCCUCCAUUGUGUGUGAGUAACAGGCAUACGUCAAGAUAUUUUAAAUGUGGACCACUUUACCUCAUUCCUCCUAACCCCCAGGCCUCAUCUCUUGGACACAACCUACACAAUGUCUAAUCAGUAUAAAGAAUAAAUAAAUGUACUCUAACAGUAAGAAAGAACAUAAUGCAUUCUUUAUGCUGUCUGGAAUAAACAGAAGGGACCUCCUGAAAUCCUGCAGCUCCAAGCUAUACAUGCCAACACUACCAACUUUGGGUACAUGAAAAAGAUGGUGUAUGUUGAUAAAAGGGAAGAGAUCUGCAUAAAUCUGGGCAUUGUUUUAGUGGGUUUGUUGUGGCCUUAUUGUCCUACAUUUCUAACAGGGAAUACUGGCUGGUAUGCCUAAGGCUGGGCCUAUAUGGGUUUUCCACACUUCUAUAUAUGAAUGUAAACUGUUCACAGCUUUCUCUGCUGUUUCUGUAUACAGUAAACAUGUAGUACACUGAAAAAAAGGAGAUUUUAUUGAGAUUUUAAUUAGGAAUUUCUGCAUGACUGUUAAAACUGUUUAAUAAAAGAAUGUAGAUGUAUAUGUUCACUUUACUAAUUAAAAUCAGUGUUUUGGGGCAGAACAGCACAGUGACAUACUGUAUCUCUUUGUCCCAUCAUUUCAUCCAAGCAUCAGAGACACAUCUUCAACUGACCGUUUGCUUUCCCAUUUUCCAAUAUGAUGGUUUUAGAGAAAUGUUUUGUCAUGGUUAUAUAAUUAUCCAGUCAUGUAAUUAUAAUAAUGCCUGUCCUUUUGUAAUAUAAUGUUAUU
Messenger RNA from Pseudophryne corroboree (corroboree frog), 4671 nucleotides. It is a transcript of the gene RBBP8NL, whose product is annotated as RBBP8 N-terminal like. Bases 513 to 2459 code for a protein of 648 amino acids. The record is from RefSeq and is a predicted model, not a curated record. NCBI's taxonomy places the organism in Eukaryota, Metazoa, Chordata, Amphibia, Anura, Myobatrachidae. The transcript is spliced from 14 exons.